Anolis carolinensis (green anole) is the source of this 2319-nucleotide messenger RNA. It is a transcript of the gene yars1, whose product is annotated as tyrosyl-tRNA synthetase 1. Gene Ontology annotation, molecular function: tRNA binding; tyrosine-tRNA ligase activity; ATP binding. The record is from RefSeq and is a predicted model, not a curated record. NCBI's taxonomy places the organism in Eukaryota, Metazoa, Chordata, Lepidosauria, Squamata, Anolidae. Gene Ontology annotation, biological process: tyrosyl-tRNA aminoacylation. Bases 151 to 1737 code for a protein of 528 amino acids. The transcript has 14 exons.
AAGGCCUCCGAUCGAUGCGCUCGGUGCUCGGCCAAGAGGAAGUCCGUCGGGGUGUUCAGGAGCGGAGGAGGAGCGCCGAGCGCAGCUGAUGCAAUCUGGAGAGAAGAGGCCUCGCAGUUUCAGGGCUUGAAACAAGCUGCUUUUGGCAUCAUGGGGCAUGAACUGACAGCAGAAGAGAAGUACCACCUGAUCACCAGGAAUUUGCAGGAAGUUCUCGGCGAGGAUAAAUUGAAGGCAAUCUUGAAUGAGCGUGAGCUGAAGAUCUACUGGGGGACGGCCACUACGGGCAAGCCUCACAUCGCCUACUUUGUGCCCAUGUCCAAAAUAGCAGAUUUCCUCAAGGCUGGCUGUGAGGUGACGAUCUUAUUUGCUGACCUCCAUGCUUACCUGGACAACAUGAAGGCCCCCUGGGAGCUGCUGGAGCUGCGCACCCAGUAUUACGAGAUGGUGAUCAAGGCCAUGCUGGAGAGCAUUGGGGUCCCACUGGAGAAGCUCACCUUCAUCCGGGGAACGGACUACCAGCUCAGCAAGGAAUACACGCUGGACGUGUACCGGCUCUCCUCCGUCGUCACCCAGCAUGACGCCAAGAAAGCUGGAGCCGAAGUAGUUAAGCAGGUGGAGCAUCCUUUGCUCAGUGGCCUCCUCUACCCAGGACUUCAGGCCCUAGAUGAGGAGUAUCUGAAGGUCGAUGCCCAGUUUGGAGGAGUGGAUCAGAGAAAGAUUUUCACUUUUGCGGAAAAGUACCUUCCCUCUCUGGGUUACGCCAAGCGCAUCCAUCUCAUGAAUCCCAUGGUGCCAGGGCUGACCGGUAGCAAGAUGAGUUCCUCAGAAGAGGAGUCCAAGAUUGACCUCCUGGAUCGCAAGGAGGAUGUGAAGAAGAAGCUCAAGAAGGCCUUCUGUGAACCAGGGAACGUGGAGAACAACGGGGUCUUGUCCUUCAUCAAGCAUGUCCUGUUCCCGCUCAGAUCAGAGUUUGUGAUCCUUCGAGAUGAGAAAUGGGGAGGAAAUAAGACCUACACAGAUUAUGAAGACCUAGAGAAGGAGUUUGCUGAACAGGCUGUCCAUCCUGGGGACCUGAAGAACUCAGUAGAGGUGGCCCUCAACAAGCUCCUGGAGCCCGUCAGACAGAAGUUCAACAACCCGCAGAUGAAGAAGCUCGCCAGUUGUGCGUAUCCUGAUCCGUCCAAAGCAAAGCCAGCUGCAAAGAUCCCUCAGAAGAAUUCAGAUCCUGAAGAAGUGGUGCCAUCCCGGGUGGACCUCCGAAUUGGGAAGGUGCUUAGUGUGGACAAGCACCCUGACGCCGACACACUCUACGUGGAAAAGAUCGACGUGGGCGAGCCAGAGCCACGAACGGUAGUGAGCGGCCUGGUCCAGUUUGUGAAACAAGAAGAGCUCCAGGACCGGCUGGUGGUCGUGGUGUGUAACAUGAGGCCCCAGAAGAUGAGGGGGAUCGAGAGUCAGGCCAUGCUGCUCUGCGCUGCCAGCACUGGGGAACCCUGCCAAAUAGAGCCCCUGGAUCCGCCGGCAGGAUCGUGCCCUGGGGAACGAGUGUUUGUGGAAGGUUAUGAGAGCGGUCAAGCUGACGAAGAGCUGAAACCCAAGAAGAAGGUGUUCGAGAAGUUGCAGGCCGACUUCCUGAUUUCUGAGGACCUCGUGGCCCAGUGGAAAGGAAAGGCCUUCAUGACCAAGCUGGGGAAGCUCACUUGCAAAACUCUGAAAGGCGGCACCAUCCGCUAGGCCUCCUCCUUUGGGGUCCCUCUCCUCCGCGCUGCAUCCUGCCCGAUAACCAUCCCCUACACGCCAUCGCUAUCGAAGAAAUGCCAGAAGACUUGGCUUCAAGGCUCCAGAGGGGGGCAAAAGAGGCAUCUCAAAGCAGAGGAGGCCGUUGCUCAGAGACCCGGCUCUGAAAUCAAGGCAAGUUUGUUUAUAUUGGGGAGGAACAAGCCCAAUACUGCGUGUGGGACCCUGCAAAUAAUUCAAAGGUGCAAGGCGGGGACUGUGCCUAAACCAGUCUGUCCUCUCGGGCCCAUGUGGGAAAUUCUGCAAACGUAGCUGGACCGCACCUCCCGCUGUCCCUUACCAUUGGCAAUGCCACCUAGGCCUCAUGGAAGGUGCAGUCCCACAGUGUUCCUCCCCUCCGGUCUGUUUGUGGCCUUGUGUCCAUAGUAGAAGUCACUGUCUGCCAUGUCCAGAUCUAGGCUGGCAAAGCAUGCAGGAGGGGAUCUCCAUCAGAUUAGCAAAGGUUGCAUUUCUGUCUAUCAUGAACACUGGACUCUAUAUUCAGUGUCAUCCAUCCCCAAAUAAAACUAUCACAACAUA